UGGAGAAUACAGAAGGGCAAAACUAAUCACAGGCAUGUCUUUUAUUUCAGCUGCGAAACUGGACUAACAUGGCAGCUGAAGAAUUUGCUAUGCAAGAAUUACGGAAUACAGAAGGAGCUCAGUAUAGUUCCCACCCCCAGAUAGCAGCCAUGAGACCAAGGGUUCAACCCGGAGAUAUGAGGCAGCCUGGAAUGCUGCAACAUGGUCAGCUGACAACCAUUAACCAGUCACAACUAAGUGCUCAGCUUGGUUUGAACAUGGGUGGAAACAAUGUUCCACAUAACUCCCCAUCUCCUCCUGGAAGCAAGUCUGCAACUCCUUCACCAUCCAGUUCAGUUCAUGAAGAUGAAGGAGAUGACACUUCAAAGAUCAAUGGGGGAGAAAAAAGACCUGCCUCUGAUAUGGGAAAGAAGCCCAAAACUCCCAAAAAGAAGAAGAAGAAGGACCCUAAUGAGCCACAGAAACCUGUUUCUGCCUAUGCAUUAUUUUUCCGAGAUACUCAAGCUGCCAUCAAAGGCCAAAACCCAAAUGCUACCUUUGGCGAAGUUUCUAAAAUUGUCGCUUCCAUGUGGGAUGGCUUGGGAGAAGAACAAAAACAGGUACAGCAAUACACAUAUACAUAUGUUAAGUUGAUUUAACUUUCCAUUAGAAAU
Messenger RNA from Podarcis muralis (Common wall lizard), 653 nucleotides. The record is from RefSeq and is a predicted model, not a curated record. NCBI's taxonomy places the organism in Eukaryota, Metazoa, Chordata, Lepidosauria, Squamata, Lacertidae.